AUGAAGACGGUCACGGUCAAGUCUUAUAUGAAUAGGACUUUGAAGACAUGUGUUACUCAUUAUGAUAUCGGUGAUCUUCCUCCGGAAAUAGCAGCGGAGCUCGCGAAUUUCCCUAACGUGCCGUCGUUCGAAGAAGACAUCUCGAAUCCUUGGAAGCUAUCGCCGGAGACCUCGCCAAAGCCUUUGAUGAUGCCUUUCUCCGGCAAGUCUCGCAGGGCUUCGACGCAGAACUCAAGAGAAGCUGUCGUCAAUACUUCUUCGAGUACGAAGCAACAAAAAACCACGGAGAACGGCGAAAUUAAAUCUAAAGCUGCCCCUUGUUGUGAUAGUCCUUCAGGUUAGUUUUAAGUACUUCCAGGGUGAAUUUUUUCAUCAAAAAAAGAUACCUGAUUCCUAGCUAAAAAUUCACAUUAACAUGUGAAAGAAGUUAUACAUUUUAGAGGAACAUAAUAUUUUUGAUUAAAAAUAUAUUCAAAGGCGUAGAAGUCUUGUGUGAAUUAGGAUGAAACUGGAAAACGACCUGAGACUUUGAUUUUUUUUUUGUGUAUUCCAAAAAAACCUUUGAAAAAAAUUUCUUAACAGGCAAAACGCCUAUUUUUUUGAUUUCAAUUUAAAUUUUUUUCACAUAUUUUAAUUAAUUUUUUUGAGACCACUUUGAAAUAUUUCGAAUUCCACUGAUAAUUUUAAAUCUCACUGUUAACAGUGUUCACAUUAACUAAAAAUCUCAACGAAUAUAAAUUUUGGACGAAUUCUGGAGUAGAACCAACUUCUUUUGAAAAAUAAUUUUACGAGAAGAAUGCAAACAUUCUGAAAAUAUUUCGGAAUUAUUUCGAGUUACUUUGAUUAUUUCAAAAAAACCGGGAGUUAUAUAAACUCGUUCAAACGAUGAUUAGCAGAAAACCAAUCUUAUAAAGAAGUGGGAAAGAUUUGAACUUAAUUCAUUGAUAUCGUAAUUUUCGCAUUUUUUCCGCUUUUCGUGGCCGUGACACUUAUAUUUUCAAGAAUUUCUGAGCAUUCUACCUUUUUCCAAUACUCCGUUAUUGAGAGAUUACAUCAAGAAAAAUACGCAUAGAAUAAGAACUUUUUCCUUUCAACAAAAAUAAAGUAAUGGAAAUCGGACAUUUCAAAUUUUUUUCUGCUAAAGUUUCGGCUUGUAAAUUAGGCAUAUUAUAAUAAAAUAAAAAUGAAUCGAAGGAGACAUGGGACUAUUCGUUUCAGUAUUCGGUAAUGGACCGCGAAGUACAGAGAAGACGCGGGAAAACCGGGAAAGGAUUCCUUUUGUUCGGUUUAAACUACAGAAAGCCGUUGAGGAGUCGGAAACAGAUACAGACAGCGAUCGUUCUUUUUUCUCUGUUCGUUCAUCCGUCUUUCUCAAACAAAUUUAUUUUUUAAGGACGGGUUUUAUUCGGACGAAGAUGAUGAGGAAAAAUUUGAUCGAGAAAUUGCCAAAAAAAUGCAUGAAAAUGGUAAAUACCCGAGAACCUACGAUGAGGACUGGAUGCCUCUCCGAUAA
Caenorhabditis auriculariae is the source of this 1513-nucleotide messenger RNA. NCBI's taxonomy places the organism in Eukaryota, Metazoa, Nematoda, Chromadorea, Rhabditida, Rhabditidae. The record is from the annotation of a GenBank genome assembly.